Molecule: messenger RNA, 1368 nt
Organism: Closterium sp. NIES-65
Lineage: Eukaryota; Viridiplantae; Streptophyta; Zygnematophyceae; Desmidiales; Closteriaceae
Source: the annotation of a GenBank genome assembly
AUGAUUAUUAAAACGUUAGAUAUUUUCCUAGUGUCUCUCCCAUUAGUGCAGAUAGCAGGAGGGCACUGCUACCUGCUCGGGUUGACCUGCGCCAACGAGCCUCACGGCAGGUCUGUCUGGUCCAUUGGCUGUGGUCUGGGCGGCAAGCUAGGCCACGGCACAAAGUACGACGAACGCCGCCCGAAAGAGAUCGCACACUUUAAAACCCUAGAGUUCACCCCCACAGCCGUUGCUGCAGGCGCAUGGCAUGCUGCUGCUGUUGCUGCUGACGGGAGAGUUGCCACGUGGGGGUGGGGCAGGCAUGGGUGCCUGGGGCAUGGGAAGGACCAGUGUGAAACGCUGCCCAGGGUUAUUGAGAGCUUGUGUAAAACGGAGGAGGAGGGGGGUAGGAGUAGUGGGGUGAGUGGAAGGGGCGGUGUUGGCGUUGGUGCUAAUGAUGCUGCUGGUUCUGGUGGUGCUGCCUCUACCUCUGCUUCUGCUGCUUCUCCCUCUGCUGCUGCUGUUUCUCCAUCUGGAGCUGGGGCGGGUUUCAGCAAGGAUGACUCGCACGGUUCACGUCGCAAGCUCCGUCCGGCUGUGAAAGCAUGCCACGUGGCAGCAGGGGAUUACACGACGUUUGUGGUGGGGGAGGGCGGCGAGGUGUGGUCGUUUGGGAGCGCGGAGAGCGCGUGUUUGGGGCAUGGGGGCGGGUGGGAGAGGGAGGAAGAGGAGGAAGGCGAAGAGAUCGAUGAUGUUGAUCUGCACGAUAUCGUGGUGAGUAGUGUGGUGGGUGUAGGGUCAUGGGUCAUGGCAGAAGGAGAGUACGAAGAAGACGGGGAGGUGGACGAUGCGGACUUGCAUGACAUCGUGGUGGCUGCGGCAGCACCGGAGGCGCAACCGGGAUGUGAUGCAGCCCAGGCGGAUGUCUCUGAGCUGCUCAUUCCCCUGCUUCUCUUACCCCUCCUGCAUUCCCUCUCCCUUACACUGCCCACUUCCCCCACAUUCUCCCAGCUGCGGCAGCACCGGAGGCGCAACCGGGAUGUGAUGCAGCCCAGGCGGGUGUCUCUGCUGGAGGAGCGAGCUACCCGCUUCUCUUACCCCUCUUGCUCUUCCCUCUCCCUUACACUGCCCACUCCCCCCACAUUCUCCCAGCUGCGGCAGCACCGGAGGCGCAACCGGGAUGUGAUGCAGCCCAGGCGGGUGUCUCUAUUGGAGGAGCGAGCUGCCCACCCCCCGGCUCCUCUUCCCACUGCCCCGGCUCCUCUUCCCACUGCCCCGGCUCCUGCUCCUGCUGCUCCUGCUGCUCCUGCCGCUCCUGCUGCUCCUGCUGCUCCUGCCGCUCCUGCCGCUCCUGCUGCUCCUGCUGCUCCUGUGCAAGGGCGGGUGUGA